AUGGCGGACGCUGUGGAGGAGCUCACGCGGCUGUACCGGGAGCUGUCGCCGCGCCCGGCCGUGGAGGAGGUGGAGGCGGCGGCGGCGGUGCUGGCCUCGGCGGACGCGGAGGAGGAGGCGCGCCUCGCCGAGAUCGCCAGGGAGGAGGCGGCGGAGCGGGCGCGGGCGCCGGCGCCGGCGCCGGCGCCGGCGCGCAACUCCGUGCGCCUCCGCGCGCUGCAGCAGCGGAAGGAGGCCGUGCACGUCGUCGAGCUCGAGAGGCGCUUCAAGCUCUUCGACGACCUCAUCCAGAGGGCGUCGCGGGCGGUGUCCCCUGGUGGUGGUGCCAGGGGUGGCGGGGGUGUUGCCGUGGUCGACCACGAGGUCGUCGAGGUCGAGGCGAGGCGGAAUCCGGCGCUGGCCGCCGCGGCAACAGAGAUAGACCGUGGAAGCAGGGGUGGCUUGGGAUUGGAAUCCACGUCCGUCUCGUCGCUGCGUCGUGCUGCUUCAGCAGGUACUGACACAGAAAAGCUGGGCCUUAUCCAAGUGGCAAGCCUUAUAGAGUCAUCGGCAAAGAAGGGGACUACAGAGCUCAAUCUCCGGGGAAAGUUAAAAAACUUGAGAAGGUUAAUUGCUGAGACGAAUGAGCUUGAGGAGCUACCCUAUACUAUUGGAUCGUGCACCUCUCUUGUGGAGCUUAGAUUAGAUUUUAAUCAGCUCAAAGCCCUUCCAGAAGCCAUUGGGAAGUUGGAAAACCUGGAAAUCCUGACGUUACACUACAACAGAAUCAAAGGCCUGCCUACAACAAUUGGCCAUCUUACCAGGUUGAGGGAGCUGGAUGUCAGUUUCAAUGAAGUUGAGACUAUACCUGAUAACAUUUGCUUUGCAGCCAGCCUUGUGAAGUUGAAUGUCAGCAGAAACUUUGCCGACUUAAGAGCCCUGCCAAAAUCAAUAGGCGAACUUGAGAUGCUAGAGGAGCUGGACAUCAGUAGUAACCAGAUACGAGUACUUCCAGACUCUUUUGGGCAUCUCUCAAAGCUACGUGUGUUUCUUGCUGAUGAAACUCCACUGGAAGUACCGCCUAAAGAAGUUGUAAAAUUGGGGGCUCAGGAGCUGGUUAAUUAUAUGAAGAAUAUGGUUGCUGCAAGGGAAGUGAGCCAGAAGGAAACAGAUAAGAGGAGCUUCUGGACCUGGCUCGGCUCACUGUUUGGUUGUUGCAAAAAGAAUCAAAGGAUUGGGACCAGUUCCAGUUUAGCUGAACCAUUUCAUCUGCAUGUAUUGUCAUGA
Messenger RNA from Miscanthus lutarioriparius, 1266 nucleotides. The record is from the annotation of a GenBank genome assembly. Lineage: Eukaryota; Viridiplantae; Streptophyta; Magnoliopsida; Poales; Poaceae.